Messenger RNA from Penicillium soppii, 1755 nucleotides. It is a transcript of the gene rlmA, whose product is annotated as SRF-type transcription factor RlmA. Gene Ontology annotation, molecular function: DNA-binding transcription factor activity, RNA polymerase II-specific; RNA polymerase II cis-regulatory region sequence-specific DNA binding; protein dimerization activity. Lineage: Eukaryota; Fungi; Ascomycota; Eurotiomycetes; Eurotiales; Aspergillaceae. The record is from RefSeq and is a predicted model, not a curated record. Gene Ontology annotation, biological process: positive regulation of transcription by RNA polymerase II. Bases 1 to 1755 code for a protein of 584 amino acids. The transcript has 3 exons.
AUGGGUCGGAGAAAGAUUGAGAUCAAGGCCAUCAAAGAUGACCGUAACCGCUCAGUCACGUUUUUGAAGCGAAAGGGUGGUUUGUUCAAGAAGGCGCAUGAACUCGCUGUUCUAUGCUCCGUGGACGUAGCGGUCAUCAUCUUCGGCCAGAACAAGAAACUGUACGAGUACUCAUCAUGCGAUAUGCAUGAUGCUCUCGGGCGCUAUCAAUAUUUUGGUCCUCCCCACGAGCACAAAGGACCUGAAGAUUUUGCCGGCAAACGAGACGAUGAUGAAGACGAUGAUGAGAUGUCACCAGGUCCCGAUGAAAUCCAAGCAGUCCAGCAAACCCAGAGUCAUCCCGCUAUUCCCGCCCACCUUCAAAAUACACCCGCAUUUCAGCAUAUAAACCAUGCACCUUCCGCGUCUCCUCCCAUCCAUCAUGGAAUGACCCUCACGCGACAUGGCACCCCACAACCCCAAGUCACAUCGCGUCCCUCUUCAAGAAAUCACAUCCGCCGAGUCAGCUCCAACCUAGGUCCUCAGCAACAUGGUACACCUCCGCCGCCGCCACCCCCUGGUUCUCAAAAUGGGAACUUUGGGUACAUGCCCAACCCGUCUAUGUACAACCCGAAUGUCCACGCAAUGAAUCAGCAGCCUCAACCCGGUCAGUUCGCACACUAUGGACACCAACCAAGGCCACACCAAGGAACGCCUCCAAUGCACACACACGCUCUACCCCAACAGAUGCCAUCUCAGCACCAAGCCCAGCAACAUUUCCAACAGCAUGGCCAUCCCGUAGGAAUGCCUUCUCAAGUGCAACAGGUAUAUAUGCAGGAGCAUGGCAGAGGGUCUCUUCCACCAGGAUUUGCGCCCGAUGGCCACCAAGACCGACCCGUUUCUGAGCAUACUCAAGAGGAGCCUUCCGGCUUGAAACCGGAGCAUAGCCAAUCCCCGCCUCAGAUAAAAUCUCUUUCUAAAUCACGCAGCAUUUUCACGCCUAUUGAUGAUCGAGGAUCCGUGCUUGCCCGCCACUUUGGCGCGGGGGCGCCUACGUAUGAGCCUCCACGGAACACCCAUUCCCUCAAAGUCGAACCACUGCCGCAAGGUUUCUCUAAUUCAAGAUCAAUUCCUGUCAGAGCUGCCACGGAGGCUCCCCGCUCGGGGUCGGAAUCUAAACCGUCUCGAACCAGCAGUGGGCCAUUACCAUCAAAACGACCGCAAUUGAAGGUGCAGAUUCCCAGUGAACACUCCGAUGGCGGCGGAAGCGCCACUGCCGAGUCAUCGCGUGACUCUUCUGGCAACAAAUCCUCCACGCCUGCGAAAACAAGUGCUGAAAAUGGGGGUUCGGGCGUGGUCUUACCCCCUCCAUCACCCUCAGCGGGUGCAAUAUUGAGCGCGGGAGCCCAGGGACCGCCAAAUCCCUUCGCGCGACCACCGCCCCCUGUUCCCACAACGCGAAACGACUCUUACGGCAGCAACAGCGGCAAUCCUGGCAAUGUGAACAACUCAAAUAACAUUGAAACACCUAUAUCAGCCCUGCCAAGCCGUUUUGUAUCCGAUGCCCUCCUCCCAUCACCUUCCAGCUUUUUCCCGGAAUGGGGCUUUGGUCGCUCAGGCCCAGACUCCAACAUGCUGCCCAGUCCUCUCACUUUCCCGACGCCGGCAGUGCAAAGCGGUCCCAGCUUUUCUCGAGAGGACGAACAAGACAAGAAAAGAAAGAGUCCUGAAGGGGGAUCUGGAGGGGAAAGUGCGAACAAAAAGCCAAAAAUUUGA